UUAGCAGCACACGUGUGAAUGGAGUAGAAUCAAGUUUUAUCGUUAUAACUUUUAAUUUAUUUUAAUUUAAAGCUUGUACUACAUCUUGUUAAGUGUUCAGAAAUUGAUAUGAAUGCAUAUUUCAAUGAGUGGUGUGGAAGAAAUACAUAUUUUCAUUAAUCUUGUUCCCGCGCCUUACAGUGUAGUGAGGAUUGAAACGCCAUAAUGGCUGCUUCAAACGGAAGACAUUAUUUUACAAUAAAAUUGUUAGACAUAAUUGUUUUUUUAUGGUGACAGUGCAAGAUCCCAGUUAUAAUGGAAAAUAUUUAGAAUAUUUGUUUUUGAGUUCGGAAGGGCUUUUAGCCCCCGUCCUUCACUGGGCCUAAUUUUAUAGUGUUUAGUGAAGCCAAUGUUAUUGUCAACAUGAGUAAGCUCUCGUUCAGGGCUAGGCCCCUUGAGGCCUCAAAACCGAUGCCAAUUUAUAUGUCUGAAGAACUGCCCGAUCUUCCAGAAUAUUCAGCUAUAAAUCGGGCAGUACCUCAAAUGCCCAGUGGAAUGAAAAAGGAGGAAGAAUGUGAACAUCAUCUUCAAAGAGCAAUCGUCACUGGGCAGUUCAUCCCCACUCCAGAAGUGAUACACAUCGGAGACAUGGUGGCUUAUAAUCGCCUGUACUCACCCAACUACAAAGUGCCGAGGCAACUGAUCCACAUGCAGCCAUUCACAAUGGAGCAAGAUAUUCCAGAUUACGACAUGGAUUCGGAGGAUGAAAAAUGGCUGGCAGUACAUCGCAAAACCCUGGACAUCGAUGAGUUAAAGUUUGAAGAAAUGAUGGAUCGCCUGGAAAAGAACAGCGGGCAUUCUGUCGUCACACAAGCGGAGGCCAAAGUGUUGUUGAAGGAGGACGACGACUUAAUCAUAGCUGUGUAUGAUUAUUGGCUCAACAAAAGACUCCGUACACAACAAGCACUGAUUCCCUGUGUGAAAACCGAAGCUCAUAGGGGAAGUAACAGCAACAACAACCCUUACCUUGCCUUUCGACGAAGAACAGAGAAGAUGCAAACUAGGAAGAACAGGAAGAAUGACGAGUCAACAUACGAGAAAAUGGUCAAAUUAAAGAGGGACCUCAGUCGAGCUGUGACAUUGCUGGAGCUGGUUAAACGCAGGGAAAACUCCAAACGAGAACUGCUUCACCUUACGGUCGAAGUGUUUGAAAAGAGGUAUCAAGCCCAGGAUUACACAGGAUCUUUAUUGGCUGAAGUUUCGGCUAUGAAGACUGUACGACCUGCGUUUGCACCUCUCUACACAAAUCAGUACAAUCACGGAACAUCAUGGGCUAAACCAGUUAAGGAUGAAUAUAUACCACGCAAAGAAAAAAGACAGUACAAGAAGAGAAAACAUAAAAACAUCAACUCGAGUUUAGUGAUGAGCGAAGUCACCGGUGUGGUUUCAUCUGGAGACGACGACGGACUAAAUAUCUCCCCUGCAUCUCCUGCACACGACGACGCACCAUUUGCGUUCAGGCGGAAACGUCAAUGUCUUUACCAUGCGCCUCUAACGACUGGACUAGGCAACUGGCCUUGGUGUAACCGGGAAGACGGAGGACUAGCAGAUCAAAGGUACAGGUUCAGCUUGACCUCCAUCACCCACCCGACAAACACCAGCCGUUGUGUGGGGUUGGCAAGGAGAAGAGUCGGGAGGGGUGGCAGAGUGAUCCUAGAUAGGGCUGGACCUCCUAUGGAUGACUUCUGGGCCUCUCAGGACUUUACGAUUCAUGAUAACAUCAAAGAAAAACUACCUGUUAGUGAAGAAAGGCUCACCGAUGAGAAACCUCCAAUGGAUGAUAGGUCCUUGCUAUCUGACCUGUUCCAAGACUGGCCUCAUUUCCGUCCGAAGUCGCCGCUGAAGACCGAUCCCGAGGAGGAGGAAGAUGUAACGGAUGUUUUAAGUGGCAACUCUCUAUCAUUGGCUGUGGAGGACUUAACGGAGCCUUCGUCUGAUCUCUUACCUGUUCAUCUCAAUCUAAAUGAGCUUUUCCCCAACCUGCCACUAAGAGAGUCUGAUGACGAUGACAGUGAGCAACAACUCUCAGAACGGACUGAGACAACAUCGUCCCAGACUGACAACAAUUCCCAGACCGACACAGCAUCGUCGGAGCCCCAAACUCUUAGCCAGGAUUCUGGAAUCGAAAUGGCAACCAAGAACUUAAAGAAAGCCUGCAUCGACAAAAAAGAGUAUCAGAGUGGUUCGUUGUUAGAUCGAUGGGCGAGGUUCGAGAGUCCUCCUCCAGAACCGGUCAAGAAGAUCAAGCCGCCAGUUGUCUUGGAGCCUUUCGUAGGAGAUAAAUCUGGAAGUUCAGCAUUUAGAACAUGCAAUGCGUGGACGGACACGAGGCUCGGUAACCUGUCUGAAGCCAAAGCUGUGGUUACGUGUAGAGUGUCCUCACAAUCGGUCAGUGUAGAGACUGUAGAAGAGAUUUCCCAUCUUCCUCCAACCCCUCCCAAGGAAGCACAGACACCUCCACCUCUGGCAUGCAUCCAUGCCAACGGGCCAAUCAACUCUGAAUUGGCAAAUAACCGACACCCAUCGUCAAGACAUUACACGCCAUAUAGAAAAAAGAACAACCAUAAUUUACAUAGUCAUGGGAUGAACAACAAGUUAAUCAUGAGGAUCCCAGAAAAUGCGGGAGAGAUGCUUGAGACAACCGUGGUCACCUCCCAAGUGAUGCCUGAUAAGAACACCAAUCAAGUUCUCAUGAGGAAGGCGACACAGGUACCCAUGGAAGUUACUUGAUGAAGGGCGUAGAAUUGUUGACUGCACGUCGUUAAAAACGAGACGGGUGCGAUUUGGCUGUGCUUCUGCCGCUGUUUAGUUAUUGUAUUAGACUCAUAAUCGGUUAUUUAGUCAAUUCUAAUUUUUAUCCCAAGGUUUUGAUCCAUUGCCUAAAUUUAACUUGAUUGUAUUAGUAUUUCCCCAUUCUAUCAAAGUGUCACAUUACCCGAUAGUAACACAAGACUAAAAGAUACCACCCAAAUAUUUCACGAGUCAAUGUAAAACUAACAAAUGAAUAAGUCUUUUAUGUAAUUCUAAAGGAUACUCCUUGUGAAAUAUUUGAAACUAUAAAGAGAACGUCAUUAGUUGAAUCCCAUCUACAGGCUUCUUGUAAUUGUCAGACAAGAAACUCCUAUUAAGCUUUACAAUUUGAAACAUUUCUUUUUUUAUAUGGAACUGUGGGUAAAUAAUAAUAGUUGUAGGUCUCAUGCAAUGGGUAUUUGUGCAUUAAAAGAUGAUUUAUUUUACAUUUAUUUUAUCCGAUUUUUACUCAAGCCAUACACAGUUUAAGACUGUGUAAUAUCUGUUUGGUCUUGUUUAUAAUAAGUGUUCUUAGAAUAAUUAAUUAUUUAAUCUGAUCUACCAAAAAGCUAGAAACUAUUAUUUUAAUAUAUUAUUAAACAGUAAACUUCCGAUUAUCCACGAUAAUGAGCGGCUCAAUUGUUGUCGAUAAUCACAAUUGUGGAUAAUGCAAACCUAACCUAAAAUGUCCGGGAAAUAACUAACAUUGACUUUGAAUGGAUAGUUAAACUUUGAUACAGGAGGUAAUAAUAAAACAUUUAAAUGCAGUGUUGAUGCCUUUUAAUGUAGUUACACACACUUAUAUUUACAAAAACAUAAUAUUGGAGAGCCUAUUUAUGAGCUUAUUUUAUAUGGUUAAUCCGUGGAAAGUUAUUCCACUCGUGAAAAAUCGGAAGAUAGCUGUACUUUCUAAAUGUAAAAAACAAAUUUAACUAAUAUUAUAAAGUUUUAGAUCUAUAAGCUUGUUUUGUUACACACCAAAAUGAAUGGCAUGGUCGAUUUCUGUAUAUUUAUAUUUAUAUAAUUUGUCACAGACAAAUGGUUUUCUGUUGGAAUUUAAUGGUAAGUUUGAUAUUUCGCAGUCAAGUCUGGUAUCCCUUUGUGAAACCCAUGUACGAUAUUUCGAUAUUGUACUGUAAACAGAUUUUCUCCUCAUUUCUAAACUCAAACCUGGAAGUCAUAUUGUGACAUUCAACUUUGUAAACAUUCCCUUUGCUCUGUUACUUUUUUCCAAUAUAAUGAUCAAAGUUAUUUUUUAUUCCAGCGCCAAGUCCCUGUUCAAGAUCUAUUAUUUCAAACCAAUAGGCCUACAUGUUGUUGGUUAUCUCGGAAGAUAAAAGCUCAACUACUGUAUACGUAUAACUUUCAAUCAUUUAACUUAAUAAAAGACAUCAGACUUAACUGUGAAUCCAUUAUUUUGUGUGUAAUUUAAUCAGUUUUAAGAAGAGGCUCCAGUCUGUUGGUGUCUUGUACCUAUCAUUAAGACAUCAUAUCCAUAUGGACCAGCUGUAGCCAAUUUUUUAUAAAAAAUAACAUAGUUGAAUCAGCUGAUCAUAGAGAGUGGUUUUCAUCCUUAGUUUUUGAUACCGAGAUAGUAUUUACAACUAGUUGUCCUUUCAGUCUGACUUAGUUUAAUCCAUUGACACAGUGUUAUGAUUGGAGCAGUAGCUGUACUGUUAACUCACUGAAGUAGCGCUAGUGGUACACGUCUCUGUUGGCCGACGGUGACAAUAGUGACUUAGCAUUGUCCAGCUUGAGUGAAAGUUGGCAGCAUUGAGUUCAAUAGGGAUUGCAAACAACACCUGUUUUGCUUUCUUUUAUUCAUACUUCUAAAGAUGAAGAGGACACAGAUUUUUCUUUUUUGGCUAAAUAUGGACGUAUCGUGAAGAAAUACGUAUGGCAUAAAAUACGCAGAGGAAAUAACCUAAAAAGUCAUGUCGAUAUAGAAAUCGAAAACAAAUUUCUGUGUCAAUGGGUUAAAAGUUUGAGCAUUUUAUAUAAAUCAGAAAUUCACAUUAGCUCACGUUGUCGGUGGCUCAGAUCAAUUAUGUUCAUUUUCAUUCUUAAAUUGGCUACAACUUGGGAAUAGAGUAUCUAGUUUUAUACAUAGUCAAGGUAAAAGUCAAAAGUCGAGUCAUAUCUUUGCUAACACCUUAGUAAGAAAGUCAUAACUAAUUUCUCGUAAUGUUUUAAAAAGAUUCAUUCGCUCCAAUGCUGGGGUAUAUCGUGGUUAGGUGGCACUUGUUUGCUCAAAACCUGUUAACUAUUAAUUAUGUUACAUCACUGGUAUGCUAUUCAUAAAUUACUGUUGACUAGACGUACAGUUCAUUUAUAAUAUUACUCUCAGUGGAACAUUUUUGACUUUUGUCUUUAAUUCCAUUGUUUUAUAUGACGGUAUGAUAAUUGAAGCUCAGCACUUUAAUUUGUUAGUUUAGCUGGUCAAAUAGCGGUCUUUAAAUUUGUUAUCAGCGUGUUUGUAGUUUCACAUUCAGACGUUAGAAAGAGUUUUAUUUAUUGUGAUUUCGUGUACAUAAAAAGAUGUAUAUAAAACAUCACCUAUUUAAAAUAUAGUUUAAUAUAUUGUCUCGAUUACAUUUCUAUUCGUUGAUUUCAACAAUGUGAAUAGAACACUACAACAAGUCAGAAGAUUGACUGUUGCACAAUUGUAAAGCAACAAGGAUCAUUGAAAACAAAUUAGGGUUGUUUAUUAAUCAUUUUUUCAAUUAGGUAAAAUGUUAAUUAAUUUAUAAUCUGUUGAUUGUUAUUGCUGAAAAUGCAUUAAUUAUAUACAAGAUAUUAUUGGCUACAACACAUUCAAUGAACUUUUAUGUGAGCAAUUAAUGCCGCAAAGUGGGUCAAAUCCAUUAAGAAUAUCUUUUUACUAUUUUAUUUUGUGACUUUAUAUUCUUGGACACUUUAAACGUGUAGAGACCAAAUGUUAAUUUAUAUCUAUAUAUAUACAUCUGCAUACAGUAGAGCAUUAACUAUCCUAAGCCCAGUCAUCAGAAACAUCGGUUAACCAAAAGGAAGAAAGAAACAAAACACUUCCAAUCAUUAGUUUUAUUUGAUUAAUGAAUGAUCACUACCCACGGAUGAUCCGUGAUAUCAACAGAUAAUCAUUGGUGUCAAGAGUGUUGCUACGAUCGCGGGUGACAAUCAACACCAAUAAAAAAAUACAUGUAAAAUAAAUUUAAGUGCUAUGAUUCAAAAUAGUGAUUUGUCAAAACCAAACCACCUAUCUCAAAACCCGCAAAUACAUUUUGGUUUCAAGAUUUGAGUGGCAAGUUUGGUUUGGAAUUCAAAACCGAAUCUGUCAACAAUUUUGGUCAUAAAUAUCGACCACUAAUAAGUGUUUGUUUUGAUUUUGUUAUUGUCAAGAGUUUUUAACUUUUUCAUGGUUUAAAGUGUAUUAGUCACACACACUUCUUGUCAGGAACCAGAGAAGUAAAGAAGUUCCACAUUUAGGUUUUAAGAUGAAGGUUUAAAUAUCAUUCUAAUUUUCCCGUCAAUGACCGAUAAUCUGAUAAAACCUAUCCCAACGCCCCUAAUCCAUAAUCAUUUUCGAUAGUUGACUCUACUGUAUGCAUGUAUAUGUCUUCCCAAGGACUAUAUCGGGUAUUUGCGGUCGCAAACCAGCAAGUUUGGGUGUUAAGAAAAAGAAAUGGGUGUUGUGUGUUUCUUAUUUUUCAAAAUUCGGUUUUUUCAAACUUAUAGGAUUUGACCUAUCCUAAAAACAUAAAAAUGCUCAAUUCUCCUUACACUCAUCAUGUAAAACUUUAAAACCCCCAAAUAAUUUGAAAUUGUCAAGUGUUGUACGCUAAUGGCUUUAGAGAAAAUUUCAAAAACCUGUACAUAUGGAAUUCCAUUGUUAUGAAGAAUGGUAGUUUACUUCUUCAUGGAUAUACUUCAGUUUUGGCAAAUUAAUUUAAUAAAAAAACCCAAGCACUUGUUCCUAAUGUUAUUAAAAUUCAAGAUGAAUAUGACUUUUAAAAAUAUGUAAUCAUGCAUUUGGAAAUUUGCUUCUUCUGCGGGUUUGCUGGAGUAGAAACAGUAAACCAACGUUUCAAAAAGGCUAAUGCUUAUGUUUUCAUUUUUUUAUUAUUUUCAUCAUUUUAUUGCAUUAUACAUAUAGUCAGGUUGACAAACUAUAACUCUGUAGAUUUGUCUAAUUUUUAAUUGAUUUACCAAUGUUUCCACUUUUUUGUCAAUGUUUAUAAUGAAUUUAUAGCAUGCCUAAAUAAUAUUAAUUGAUGUUAAGGAUGCAACAUAGAGCACAAGAGCCAAGGCUUUUGGGAUUUUUAGUAAGGAUAGCAGUCUUACCUGAAUGGGAAGGAGUCCAAAAUUACACAAGAGACACAACAAAACAUGUCAAGUUUUGUGUUUCUUGUGUCAGUUUAAAUUCCCCCAAUUCAGGUAAGACUGCUAUCCUCACUAAAAAUACUGACAUUAAUUGAUCAUUUUUACUUGUUCGAUCAUUGUUUUUAUUUCUUAAGUUGUAAAUGAGAAUGGGUCUAAAUAUUAUUAUUGAUCAUUUAAACCUGUUAAAAUAAAAUAAUACACUUAAAAAUGCAUGCAAUAGCUUUUUUUAUUUUACUGUGGAACCAUUUUGACGAAGAUGUGACUUGAUUCUAUGAAAUACAAUUAUGAAAUCUGUUAACUCAAGUUCAAAUAAAUGUGCAACGAAUGAAUGUACGUAUAUUUUAUCAUAUUUAAUUUGUUUAUUCUUCUGAAAGCUUUCUAAUUUCGGAUUAGAUUGAUAUUGUCGAAAAUUUACAAAUGAACAUGUAUUGGUCUAUUUGUAAUGUUUCAACAAUAUAGAUUUUGGCAAUUGAUUUGGGAUUUGUAAUACAAUUAUAAGAUUUUUAAUGACACUCGUACUGAUUGAUGUUGUAUGGGGAUUGAAGCUGACAAGGUGCGUUAGGGAUUUGUAUGAUUUUAAAUGUCUUCUGUAUGAUCUACAAAUGUAAUUAAUAGGUAACGAAUAAGUUUUACUUCAACAAACUCAUAUAAUGUUAAAUAUAAGUAUCAAAAGCAAUACCUUAGAUAUAUCUAGAUUCUUUUACUUUCAAGUUUUAUUUUAGGUGAAAGGAAGUUUGGGUUUUAAAAUUGAAGACAAUUUACUGUGUCUAAGGGUUUUUUUAGUCUUUCAGCGAAUUCCCCAAUAGGGGCGUAGCUAUUGCCAUAGGUUUCAUGGUAAGAUUUAGACCCAGGACCGAUUUACUUUUUAAUAAAGUGGUUUUUCAAAAUUUUUACUCGUAAAACAAGGAAGUGCUAUUAUAAAAAUCGUGAUGAGCUUAAAAAAUUGAAGCGUUGUUGUACAAUUAAAGGUUACGGAGAUAAUCCCAAAAACUGUACAUUUAAGAUUUAUUCUUUUGGAAAAAGAGAAAACUGUUCUAGUUUGCUUGUUUAUGCAUGUUUGUUCAUCAAAUUAGGCCAAUUCUUUUAUUUUCAUCCUAUACUAUCAACAUUUCUUCAAGAAAACACUUUUUACCCUAAUGUUAUAUAAAUGCUUUUUAUAAAUAUGUUUUGUUUAUAUAAAUAUUUUAGUUAAAAUAUAAUAAGACAAAAUGAAAUUCACUUAGUCUGCAGGUUUGCUGAGGUGGGGGUAUUUAUUUUUGAAAGGUUUCUAGUCUUGAGUACAGAAUACAAAGAAAGGUUUAAAAAAAACUCCAUCAGCCUUAAUCCACCUUGUCAAAGUCUGGUCUUCCUUUUAAUUUUGUAUCAAAGACUCGAGUAUAUCACAGAUCAAUUAAUUUAAACUCCUAAAAAAUACUUCUUUUCUCUCAAUCAUUGAACCUUAUUUUUGUCCGUUACUAGUGUUGUAAAGUAAAAAAUAACCACGCUUUAAAGUUAGUAAACAAUGCUGUAAACUUAAUCUUUUUAAUUCUAAGAACUGAACUGAAAAGGCUAGUUUUAAAAACAGGUAAAACAUGUAACUUGACACUUUUUUUCUAUAAGUUGGCUCACCAGGUUUGAAUCUCAAAAUUUUUUUCCUUAAAACCUAAAUGUAAAAAAAUGCAAAGCUCUGUAUAUUUUUCUAUAGUUCUAUCACAAUAUUAGAGUGCACAAACAAGUGUCCCCCCCAGGUUGUUGCUGGUAUCUUAAUUUGUAUUCUUGCUCAAGAAUUUGGGUAAACAACUAUGCUAUUGCCUUUGUAAUAAAUAUGCAUUGAGAAGAUUAAACAGUUGCAGGUUUUAGAAGGUGGAUCUAAACCACAUUAUGUAAGGAGUUGCAGAGAAGUGUGAUGUAUGUUGAAGUGAAACUUUGUUAUGCAUUGUAAUGAAUGGUCGUGGAAUUAUGUUCUGAAUUAUGUGCUGCAUUUACAAACAUGUUUUUUACACUAAAAUUAAUGAAUUAUUUGAUAUUUGAUGCAGUGACUUUGAUAUGAGUAAUGGAAUGUAUCCAUGUGAAAAUUCACAAAUUUAACCAUGUAUAAAUUACCUGGUAUGCUUUACAUAGUGUUUGCUAGUGAACUGUUAAUUUCUUCCUGUAAAACUAUGUUUCUUAAAUUACUGAAUAAUAUAACAACAUUUUUAAUGCUAAAGAUAUUUGAUCAUUUUUAUAGUUUUAAUCAAACAAUUUGAUCAGUGAAGAGACAAAAGAUUAUAUUUCUGGAUCAUGUGGAAAACUGUUCCUUGUUCAUUUACCUUGAUAUAAUUUAUUUUGAGUAAGUACCCGUUAUAUCUCUUUACAUUUAGUUUUAGCUGAUAUCAAAUGAGUAAGAAAUUAUUUAUUUAUGAAAUUAACUUAUGGAUAAUAAAUGUAUUUGUAUCAAAACCAAUUUUUUUAAGUUUUCUGUACAGAAUUUUAGUUGUAAAUGAUUGCAUACGCAAGUAUGAUAGGUUUUGAUAUGUAAAAUAUUGAUAAUUGCUGCCAAUUUUGAAAUUAUGUUUAAACUGUGGUAGUACAGGCUUGUGAUAACUUUAAAAUAAACUAUCGGUGGGUAUUUCUUUA
Molecule: messenger RNA, 9783 nt
Organism: Macrosteles quadrilineatus (aster leafhopper)
Lineage: Eukaryota; Metazoa; Arthropoda; Insecta; Hemiptera; Cicadellidae
Product: enhancer of polycomb homolog 1-like
Exons: 13
Coding region: 403-2769 (788 amino acids)
Biological process (GO): regulation of transcription by RNA polymerase II
Cellular component (GO): piccolo histone acetyltransferase complex
Source: RefSeq, a predicted model, not a curated record